Molecule: messenger RNA, 7108 nt
Organism: Xyrichtys novacula (pearly razorfish)
Lineage: Eukaryota; Metazoa; Chordata; Actinopteri; Labriformes; Labridae
Source: the annotation of a GenBank genome assembly
GUGUGUCAGCUUCACAUUGCCUUUAACAGCAUGAAGGCUUUCUUAUUCACCUGUACGCUGGUGCUAUGGCAGAUUGCAGCCUCAGCCAGGAGCUCUGACCAGGACUCACAGCUGAUACCUGGAUCUCUACCAGGCGGAGAUCUGAAUGGAUACUCAAUUGACUAUUUGAAAUCAAGGAGAGCUAGGGUAAGAAACUCAGCACUUGUGUCAUGCAUCAUACAAAAAUGUUCUCAUUAAUUAUAACUUUAACUUUGCAGUAUAACAUAUUAUGAUUUAUGCAAAUUUGUUGAGGAAUCUUUUCAUAGUUGUCAAAUUUCACUUAGUGAACAUUUUUGAUCCAUUUGUUCUUGAUAUUUGAGGACACAUAUUAAGAGUUACUCUUAUCAAUCAGGAAAACUGGAUUAUUGUAUAAGGCUAUGAGGAAGCAAUGAGAAAUGCAGUGUUGCACUCAAUGUAACAACUUGUGCACAGAAAGAAGUAACAUAAAUAAACAUCUCACACAGAGAAUUUGAUAAUACCAACUUUUUCUUCAAGAUAAAUUCCAACUAAGUGAGUAAGAAAGAAAAAAAUCUGAUCAUUGAAAUUUGAAAAAGUUAUUUAUAUCAUGCUUUAUAGGUUUAAGAUUUUAAAGGUUUUUUUCUUUGCCCAAUGAUAACUUAAAGUGGCUACACUAUAUAUCUCCAUCUGCAUAUAACCAAGUUUCUCUCUCUCUCUCCCUCUCUCUCUCUCUCUCUCACACACACACACACACACACACACACACACACACACACACACACACACACACACACACACACACACACACACACAGCUGUGCCAAGCUGUUCUUCCAGCAGACAAACCAAACCUCAAAUCCACCACACCUCCACCCUCUACUGACCACAAUAACCUCUUCAAAAAAUAUUUGGACAAACUAAAACCAAAGUCUGGUCUGGUGGAAACCUUUGGGAAGCACUUGCAAGAAGUUCAAAACCCACAAACAAUCAUGUGAACGAGAGGAAUAAAAUUCUAAGUUAGUAAGUAGACAGCUAUUAAGUGUAACUUCAGUUUUAUUGAGUUAAGACUCAAGUCUGGACCAGAUGUUUUUUGGUUUUUUUUCACACAAGACACCAACACCAGACCCUCUGGAGCCAGGCUGUAAACUGUCGUCUCAGUCAACCGUCACUGGAGCGAACUUUGAAAUUCUAAAUGUAGAAACAAUUAUUGUCUUCCAUUAAGUAGCCAGAGGGCCUGCAAGGCAACCCAGAAGAAGAGGUUAUAUUUCUUCAGCAAUAUUUCUUUCGGGGAUGGCCACUAAAGGGCAUCCAGCCAGCUCUUGAUUGUUUGGCGGUUAAAUACCCAGAUAAUAACCUUGGAAAGUAAGAUUAGACGAAGAUAAAGUUAUCUUAUUAGUUAAAUGUUUGCAACUGUCCUUUUUUGUUGCAACCCUGCAGGUAAACUUUCAGUAUCAUGAAGUUCAUUAGCAAAUGACACAAUGUUGGUCUAAGAUCAAACUUGCCACAAAAGUCUGUAGACUUGCAAAUCCUCAGGCCAGAGUACGAAUUCCAUCACAACCUUCAAAAAUUGAAAAGUUUCUUGAUUCCCAUACAGGGUUCACUUUUCAAAGCCUGAACAUGAUCUGACUCUUAAAUCAAAGGUCAUCAGCAGAAACCCAAAACUAACAUCAGAGCAGCUCACCAAAGAGUGGUAACACGCAGACUACAGCUGUGAAGACAUAAGCCAACAGGCAGCUGUGGGAUCUUUUAUGGCAAGGUGUGCUAUAGAGCAACCGAGCAAACAGUCUGAACAGAACUGUUUUCCCACAUUCAAUCUUGUCAAUAGCAAAGAGCAAUGGCCCAACUGAAUACAUCAGCUGGUCCAGCGCUGUGUUUUAUUCCAGCUCAAAUUCUUGGCAGAUACGACUGGAAACAUUUUUGUGAUUAUUGCAAUAAUUGUGUUCCAAACUCUGAGUAGAGCAAAAUAAACAGAAAAUAUUAAGCUAAUAGACAUUUUUCCUGAACUGGACUUCCAAGAUCAUGUUUUAUCUUCUUGCUUGUACUUGAAGCUUGAAACCCAAACUCCCCUUACCAACAAGGACUCUUCUGUAAUUAAACAGGGAUCUGAGGUCCUUUUUAGUCUAAAUGACAAGACUCUAAAGUAGACUUAACUUUUCCCCAAACAAUUACCCUCCACACGGUUAGUGCCUUCUUUGACUGUUUCUAAUUAAUCAAUACCAGUAAAACACUAUAAUCUCUAUCAGUAGGUUUAUCCCCAGCUAUGUGCCUGUGGCUGGUUGUAUAGAGAACAAUAUAACUGUAAGAGUCUCUCUUUUAACCAAGGUCAACUAAGAUGAUCUUGAGAAAUAAUGGGACCCUCAAUGUUAUUUUCUGUAUCCUUGCCACGUGCACCACCUCUGACAGAGGCAGACUCUAACCUCAAGUUUAUGUGAGCGCUACUAAAGUGAAUGUAGGACCAAUCACCUCUAAGUAUUCUUGAAUUUAAAUGUUUUUUCUGACUUAUAUUUUGGUGUAAGAAUUUUCUUGUUUGAAACAUCUCUUUGGAUCAGCAACCUACUGUGGCAAGAACAGGCAACAAAAAUAUCUACUGGCCUUAUUUUUGCUGAACCAGCAGUGCUGCCUCAUCUCAGAGAACACCAACGCCUAAACUAUUGAUUAAUAGUUAAAAUAGAAAGAGACCCCAUUUAUCAGUCUAAAUACUUUUUUAUUGAUGUUUACCUGCCAAAGGAAGAAAUCAUGUGUGAUGAUUAUGUGUCAGCUUUGGUAGUACCACCACACCUAUUAAUUAUCAAAACCUGACCAUCGUACAACAACAGCUGAGGAAAAGUUAAUUCUUCUUCAUUUUUUUCUCAUAAUUAUUCUUGCUGGACUUGAACAUGCUGUGUUUUCUCCUGUAGAGAGCUCUGCCUCCUGCUGAUGAACCUGAUGGCAGCCCAGUUACAGAGGAAGGAGAUGCCUCUGGUAAGAGAAGGACCUAAAAACUAUGAGUCAACUACGAAAUACACACAUGAACAUCAAAUUUAAACUAUGGGUAAAAUUUGAAAUUUCUGUCCAGUUACAUGAAGUUGUUUUCACUCCCUCUGUUCAAGGUUUACGGGUUAGAAGUAAAAGUUUAUCUUAGUUGUUGCUGGGUUAGCCCAGGAACAUGAGUUGCCUUAUUUGGCCUGUGAAGAAUUAUAUUUCUUGUUUUCGUUGGCUAGUUGACCAAAGUAUAAAAUUAAAACACACCUCCUUCCUAAUAAUAUACUUGGAUUUUGUUUAAAAAAUUGUUAGCUGCCGUUUUUCUCGAAUCCAGCUGAAUUAGUGGUUUGUUGUCAAAAGAACCCUGUUGGACCACAACCAGUCAAUGCUCUCUGGCCCAAACAUCGGGCUCCUUAUGUCUAUAAAGGUAAACAUAUCCUAAAAGGGCUUUUUCUACAAAUUGUUUGUUGAUUUUUUCUGUGCUGGUACUGUAUUGCAGACUUGCCCACAUGUCUGCUCUGUGUAUGUCUGACUGGUUCUGUGUACUGUGAGGAUGUCAGUCCAGACAUGACCUCUGUUCCAACCCUGCCCAAAGAGACAGCCUACCUGUACGCACGCUUCAACAAAAUCAAAAAGAUCAGCAGCAAAGAUUUUGCAGACACUGGUAAGUUUAGAAACUUUCUCCAUGACAAAGUUGACAGAGUAUAGACUGAAAGAGACUUUCUCCUAGACUGAAAGUUGACAGAGUAUGCCCUCCGACUUUUUCUUUGAUAAGACAUUUCUUUACAAAUCCAAAUCAGUGGAUCUCAUUUUCUGUGAAAAAUUUAAAUAAAGCCCUUGCAGUUAUGGAAAAAGCACUCCAACACUUUUACAGUUAAAGUGUAAUGGAUUAUCUAUGACCAUUAGCAAAAAGAGAUGUGAGAUCCCCAACUCCUGAUGCUGUAAUACCAAAAAUACUGUAGUCAGGUUAACCAUAACUUGAAACUUAAGAACAGGAUAUCUUGCCUUUUGCUGCACAAAUUUUGCCAUUUUUUCCACAAUUAACUUUUAGACUAAUAACUUAAUACAAAACUGGAAGUGCAAAAAAUAGAUAUACAGAGUUUAAAAGAUAACUGAAGCGCCAAAGAGAAAAAAAGGAGUUACAAUAUGCAGCCUGCAGCUUCAUUCCCAUUGACUGCUUGUUGCUGGCUUAAAACUGAUGAUUCCAUCAUGUCUAUGGUUUAUUUUAAAUUUUUGUCAACCAGGGAGGAAAAAGUAUAUUGUGAGAGAUCUAAAAUAUAAUUUAUCUGUACUUGUUGUCUAUAAAAAAAGAUCUGACUAAAGUUUAAAACUUUAAUAUAAAUACGACUAUUUGAUUGUAUCACUUAAAAGGGUCAUUAUUUAGCCUGACAAAGAUCAAAACUAGGUUGUGCACGGGCACAGCUUAGCUAUAACUUCAACAGUCUGUGAGUCUGUGAGCUCCAGCAGUUUUCUCAUUCUUCAUGUUGAUGAAGAACAUUAAUGCAGUCACUUUGACUUCUUAAGGCUCAUUUAUUUUGUUCUAAAUGCUUCAAAAACCAAGCACAGUGUGUGUGCAAACCAAAUGACAGCUUUGAGGCAUUUUUCUGCUUUUUUUUCUGGCAGUUAAAACACAUCUAGUUUCUUACAUGUAGACAAGGUAAAUGGCAAACAUAUUUUUUCUCCUCAGAUUGGUACUGAUUAAAUUUGCCCCGUCAUUAGAGUCAUGUUUCAUGACUCUAGUGACAGGAGGAAGCAGUGUGAAAGCUGUGACCGCUCUGCUUUCUGCUUCAAGAGAGUAUUUCAGCUACAAGGAAUCAGAUAACUAAUUGUUUGUCCUUCUAUCAAUAGUAACUCUAAAGAGGAUUGACUUCACGGGAAACCAGAUCUCAGAGAUUGAAGAUGGAGCAUUCUCAAAGCUCACACUACUGGAGGAACUGACUCUUGCUGAGAACAGACUGGUCAAACUUCCGAUGCUCCCUGCCAAACUAACAUCAUUCAAUGCCAACCACAACCUCCUCAAAACAAAGGGCGUCAAGGCAAACCUUUUCAAGGUAUACCUCAUUACUACCCUAAACUUUGUCAAUUAGGAGUAUCCUGACAUUACAUUUAACAACUGAAUCUGUAGAUCACAAUGGCGGGCUUUGUUUCUCCAACAGAAAAUGACCAAGCUGGUCACUCUGUAUCUGGCCAACAACGAGUUAGAGGCUGUACCACACAUACCUGACAGUGUCCGCACCUUACAUCUACAGGUAUGUAUCUCCAGUUACUAAAAUAUAGAUAAAUAAGUUAAUUUCUAUUUUUGGUAUCAAUGUAUUUGUUCUUAAUUUGAUUUAGUUACAUUUAACACUUUUUAUGUCCUCCAGAACAAUAAUAUCACUGAGGUCAACAUUGACACCUUCUGCCGGUCCAAUGACACCUAUUACCUUCGACCAAGCCUCAAUGAAGUCCGUAUGGAUGGCAAUCCUGUUAUACUGUCUAAGUACCCUGACAGCUUCACCUGUAUGAAGGUACUGCCAAUUGGACGGUACCGCUGAGCAAACCAAAACUUGACCCUAUCCUUUUUGCUGCUGAUGGAGACAAUUUCCCACAACAGAGUUCUGAGGAUGGUGUGAGUGUCUGUGUUUUUGGGCACUGAUCCCACAGUGGGAACAAAGAUGUCAAUGUUUUCACUUCAGCCAACCUUAAAAUAGACUGUAACUUUGUCAAGUCAAAAUGAAGCCGCUAACUGGACUGACACUUCCAGGUAUUUCUCUACUCUGGCUAUAUCCAGCUUUGCUGAUGUUGGGGAGUAACAGGCAUUGGUUUAUUGUCUGAGUCUCAAAACACUUUCAGAUAUCAUGCUGGAGUUAUAUUAAAAAAAGCUUGAAUCUGGCAAAUGAGUGGAAAGCAUCAAAAUCUCUGAAUCAUCAGUCCAGUCAGUUUAUUGUUUAAUUUUGACUUGACUCUUAACUACCUAGAAUGAUAAAAAAAAAAAAAAACACAGACUGCAUAUUGGACCUGCAACGGCCCAGCAGGCUUGUUCAUGACUGCCCGAAACAUAUUAUUGGCUUUAAACCCGAUAUUACUUUGUUUCACUGUUUUUCUGUGGAAUUAUUUCUUUAAAAAAUGCAUUUGGGUACUGUAUGAAGAGGUCUGCAAAAAGGACCUUGUUUAAGUUUAGAAUCUGUAAUUUGGGGAUUUUAAAUUUGUUACAUGACGGACAAUUCAGAAGAUUUUAAGUGCAUUUUUAGACAAGUGCCUUUCCCUGAAUGACAUUUUCAACGGAAUUGUUGCAAAAAAUGCAUGACUUAAAUGCAGUUUUUAUUUUAUAUAUAAUGUAUAAUACUGUUGCAUGUUUCACUUUGAAGUUUUAAGUCCUAAGAAUGAGUGUGAAACACAUGAAAGAAACAAGAGCAUUUUUUUGCAGCUGAUAUUUUCAUACUUGGUCCAUGUGCUUUAUCUAGUCAGGUACUCCUACUAUCCAAUGGAUGGAAAGAGUUUAGGGCGAGAAACUGUACUGCAAUGCUAUUUUCCAAAUAAUAAUUCAGUCCAGCUUUACAAUAGGAGUAAUUGAUACCAGUUUUUUGUUGUAAAUUAUCUCAAACUGACAGUCGAGAAAAGUUUCUGAGAUUGCGCUGAAAGGAAAGUAUCCGGUAAGCAUUUAAAACAUUUUUUCAUUACAAUAUUAGUAUGUUGCCUUGAGAUUUAUUGCAUGUAAGAAAAUUGAUCCCAGCUGACUCAGGCAGCUGAUAACCAUUAGACUGUCUCAUAAUGCCCGCAGGAAUAGUCUGCAAAUACUUUUCUCAUUGAAUGUUCUCUCAGAAGAUGACUAGACAUGAACACAACACUGUGGGUUUUGCCAUUGUGUAAUUAAUUUCUUCCCCAUUGUUGUGCCAUUUCAAAAUGCCUUUCAAACUACAGUGACUGUGUAAAUGUGUCCAAUGAAGGCUUUUUUCAGCAUUUUUGACAUGUGUCACCUUUUCUAUUUAUAGUGUCUAGUUGAGGUUAUAACUGGGUGGAAAUGUAUCUAUAAAGUAUGGUAAUGUGAAAGUUACUCCUUUUUAUUUUUCUUGCUAGUGUCCCAUGCACUUGCCUUCCAGUAUUAGAACUACUUCAGAAAUGAUAACUGAUGUGAAUAAGAGUGGUGCACAGGAAGAUGUGUGACAUGGCUG